Condylura cristata (star-nosed mole) is the source of this 8533-nucleotide messenger RNA. It is a transcript of the gene ARHGAP35, whose product is annotated as Rho GTPase activating protein 35. The record is from RefSeq and is a predicted model, not a curated record. Gene Ontology annotation, biological process: signal transduction. Bases 188 to 4690 code for a protein of 1500 amino acids. Gene Ontology annotation, molecular function: GTPase activity; GTP binding. Lineage: Eukaryota; Metazoa; Chordata; Mammalia; Eulipotyphla; Talpidae. The transcript has 6 exons.
AAUGUUGGCUAUUUGGCGAUGAGGAGAGUCAAAAAUUGACUUCAUUCUGGUGUACAGACACUACGGGACUGGACCUUCUGCUUCAUGGGCUGCCGGCCUCCACUGAUAAUGCCAGAAAGCCUUUGUGUCUGCUGGAAAACACUGAUCUGAUCUUGGAAGUGGCUGGUCGUGGCAGGAUGUGUCGACGAUGAUGAUGGCAAGAAAGCAAGAUGUCCGCAUUCCCACCUACAACAUCAGUGUGGUGGGAUUGUCCGGGACAGAGAAGGAGAAAGGCCAGUGCGGCAUUGGGAAGUCUUGUCUGUGCAACCGCUUUGUGCGUCCGAGCGCUGAUGAAUUUUACUUGGACCACACCUCCGUCCUCAGCACCAGCGACUUUGGGGGGCGAGUGGUCAAUAAUGACCACUUUCUCUACUGGGGAGAAGUUAGCCGAUCCUUGGAGGAUUGUGUGGAAUGUAGGAUGCACAUUGUGGAGCAGACUGAAUUCAUCGACGAUCAGACGUUCCAGCCUCAUCGAAGUACAGCCCUGCAGCCCUACAUCAAGAGAGCCGCUGCUACCAAGCUCGCGUCAGCUGAGAAACUCAUGUACUUUUGCACUGACCAGCUGGGGCUGGAGCAGGACUUUGAGCAGAAACAGAUGCCGGAUGGAAAGCUGCUAGUCGAUGGUUUUCUGCUUGGUAUUGAUGUCAGUAGGGGCAUGAAUAGGAACUUUGAUGACCAGCUCAAGUUUGUCUCCAAUCUCUACAAUCAGCUUGCAAAAACAAAAAAGCCCAUAGUGGUGGUCUUGACUAAGUGUGAUGAGGGUGUUGAGCGGUACAUUAGAGAUGCACAUACUUUCGCCUUAAGCAAAAAGAACCUCCAGGUUGUGGAGACCUCAGCGAGAUCCAAUGUAAAUGUGGACUUGGCUUUCAGCACCUUAGUGCAGCUCAUAGAUAAAAGUCGGGGAAAGACAAAAAUCAUUCCCUACUUCGAAGCACUGAAGCAGCAGAGUCAGCAGAUAGCCACAGCCAAGGACAAGUACGAGUGGCUGGUGAGUCGCAUCGUGAAAAACCACAAUGAGAACUGGUUGAGUGUCAACCGGAAGAUGCAGACCUCUCCCGAGUACCAGGAUUACGUCUACCUGGAGGGGACGCAGAAAGCCAAGAAGCUGUUUCUCCAGCACAUCCACCGCCUCAAGCAGGAGCACAUUGACCGCAGAAGGAAGUUCUACCUGGCAGCCCUGCCCUUAGCCUUCGAAGCGCUCAUCCCCAACCUCGAUGAAAUAGACCACCUCAGCUGCAUAAAAGCCAAAAAGCUCUUGGAGACCAAGCCAGAGUUCUUGAAGUGGUUUGUUGUGCUUGAAGAGACACCAUGGGACGCCACCAGCCACAUCGACAACAUGGAGAACGAGCGGAUUCCCUUCGACUUGCUGGAGACCUUCCCCGCAGAGCAGGUGUAUGAGAGCCACCUCGAGAAGCUGCGCAGCGAGAGGAAGCGAGCCGAGAUGAGAAGGGCGUUCAAAGGAAACCUGGAAACCUCUCCUUUCAUAACUCCUGGAAAGCCGUGGGAAGAGGCCCGUAGUUUCAUUAUGAAUGAAGAUUUCUACCAGUGGCUGGAAGAAGCUGUGUACAUGGAUAUUUACGGUAAACACCAAAAGCAAAUUAUAGACAAGGCAAAGGAAGAGUUUCAGGAACUGCUUUUGGAAUAUUCAGAGUUAUUCUACGAGCUGGAGCUGGAUGCUAAGCCCAGCAAGGAGAAGAUGGGCGUCAUUCAGGACGUCCUGGGGGAGGAGCAGCGAUUCAAAGCCCUGCAGAAGCUCCAGGCAGAGCGCGAUGCCCUCAUUCUGAAGCACAUUCACUUCGUGUACCACCCAACCAAGGAAACCUGCCCCAGCUGCCCCGCGUGUGUGGACGCCAAGAUCGAGCAUUUGGUUGGUUCUCGCUUCAGCCGACCGUCUGAGCGGAAUCAGAAAAAUUCCCUCUCUGACCCUAAUAUAGAUAGAAUCAAUUUGGUUAUCUUGGGCAAAGAUGGCCUUGCCCGCGAGCUGGCCAAUGAGAUUCGAGCCCUGUGUACAAACGAUGACAAGUAUGUGAUAGAUGGUAAGAUGUAUGAGCUCUCCCUCAGGCCAAUAGAAGGGAACGUCAGGCUUCCUGUGAACUCUUUCCAGACGCCAACGUUUCAGCCUCAUGGCUGUCUCUGCCUUUACAACUCCAAGGAGUCUCUGUGCUACGUGGUGGAGAGCGUAGAGAAGAGCAGGGAGUCCACACUCGGCAGGCGAGAUCAUCAUUUAGUCCAUCUGCCCCUGACGCUAAUUUUGGUUAACAAGAGAGGAGACACGAGUGGGGAGACCCUGCACAGCCUGAUUCAGCAGGGUCAACAGAUUGCCAGCAAGCUCCAGUGUGUGUUUCUUGACCCUGCCUCGGCUGGCAUUGGUUACGGACGCAACAUAAACGAAAAGCAAAUCAGUCAAGUUUUGAAAGGACUCCUGGACUCAAAGCGCAACCUGAACCUGGUCAGUUCUACUACUAGCAUCAAAGACCUGGCCGAUGUUGACCUGCGAAUCGUCAUGUGUCUGAUGUGCGGAGACCCUUUCAGUGCAGAUGACGUGCUCUUUCCUGUCCUUCAGUCCCAAACCUGCAAGUCUGCCCACUGUGGAGGCAGCAACUCUGUUUUACUUGAACUGCCAAUCGGGCUGCACAAGAAGCGCAUCGAGCUGUCUGUCCUUUCGUACCAUUCCUCAUUCAGCAUCCGCAAAAGCCGGUUGGUCCAUGGGUACAUUGUUUUUUACUCAGCCAAACGUAAGGCCUCCUUGGCUAUGUUACGUGCCUUUCUUUGUGAAGUGCAAGAUAUUAUCCCUGUUCAGCUGGUGGCACUCACAGACGGCGCUGUGGAUGUCCUGGACAACGACUUAAGUCGGGAGCAGCUGACUGAGGGGGAGGAGAUUGCUCAAGAAAUUGACGGAAGGUUCACAAGCAUCCCCUGUAGCCAACCCCAGCACAAACUCGAGAUCUUCCACCCGUUUUUCAAAGAUGUGGUGGACAAAAAGAACAUCAUCGAGGCCACUCACAUGUACGACAAUGUCGCCGAGGCCUGCAGCACCACGGAAGAGGUGUUCAACUCCCCCCGGGCAGGCUCCCCGCUCUGCAACUCAAACCUGCAGGAUUCGGAAGAGGAUAUCGAGCCGCCGUCCUACAGCCUGUUUCGAGAAGACACAUCACUGCCCUCUCUCUCCAAAGACCAUUCUAAGCUCUCGAUGGAGCUGGAGGGAAACGACGGGCUGUCAUACAUCAUGAGCAAUUUCGAGAGUAAACUGAACAACAAAGUACCUCCACCGGUCAAGCCAAAGCCGCCCGUUCACUUUGACGUCACAAAGGGGGACCUCCCUUACUUGGAUCAGGGCCACAGGGACGGGCAGAGGAAGUCUGUGUCUUCUAGCACCUGGCUGCCUCCAGACGGGUUCGAUCCUUCAGAUUACGCCGAACCCAUUGAUGCUGUUGUCAAGCCCAGGAACGAAGAAGAAAACAUAUACUCGGUGCCCCACGACAGUACCCAGGGGAAAAUCAUCACCAUCCGGAAUAUCAACAAAGCCCAGUCCAAUGGCAGCGGGAACGGUUCUGACAGUGAAAUGGACACCAGCUCUCUGGAGCGAGGCCGAAAAGUGUCCAUCGUGAGUAAGCCAGUGCUGUACAGGACGAGAUGCAGCCGGCUGGGGCGGUUUGCUAGUUACCGAACCAGCUUCAGCGUGGGGAGUGAUGAUGAACUAGGGCCCAUCCGGAAGAAAGAGGAGGAUCAGGCAUCCCAGGGCUACAAGGGGGACAGUGCCGUCAUUCCGUACGAGACAGACGAAGACCCAAGGAGGAGGAACAUUCUUCGGAGUUUGAGAAGGAACACUAAGAAACCAAAGCCCAAACCCCGGCCAUCCAUUACAAAGGCAACCUGGGAGAGUAACUAUUUUGGGGUGCCCUUAACGACCGUGGUGACUCCGGAGAAGCCAAUCCCUAUUUUUAUUGAGAGAUGUAUUGAGUACAUCGAAGCCACAGGACUGAGCACUGAAGGCAUCUACCGGGUCAGCGGGAACAAGUCAGAGAUGGAGAGUCUGCAGAGACAGUUUGAUCAAGACCACAACCUGGACUUGGCAGAGAAAGACUUCACGGUGAACACUGUGGCCGGCGCCAUGAAGAGCUUUUUCUCAGAACUGCCGGACCCCUUGGUCCCAUACAACAUGCAGAUCGACCUGGUGGAGGCGCACAAAAUCAACGACCGGGAACAGAAGUUACAUGCCCUUAAGGAGGUACUCAAGAAGUUUCCAAAGGAGAACCAUGAAGUCUUCAAAUACGUCAUCUCCCAUCUGAACAAAGUCAGCCACAACAACAAGGUGAACCUCAUGACCAGUGAGAACCUCUCCAUCUGCUUCUGGCCCACCUUGAUGCGCCCUGACUUCAGCACCAUGGACGCCCUCACGGCCACUCGCACCUACCAGACAAUCAUUGAACUCUUCAUCCAGCAGUGCCCCUUCUUCUUCUACAAUCGGCCCAUCAGUGAGCCCCCCGGGGCCACGCCCAGCUCCCCCUCCACCGUGGCCUCCGCCGUCCCCUUCCUCACCUCCACUCCUAUCACCAGUCAGCCGUCACCACCCCAGACCCCUCCACCUACCCCCCAGUCCCCAAUGCAGCCACUGCUCCCCUCCCAGCUUCAAGCUGAACACACGCUGUGAGCCGCUGUGGCCUGGGCGAAGGAGACUCUUCGAUGGGGCGGCAUUUGGCCUUGAACAAACCAGUUCCUGAGGCAGGCGUGUCCGCGCCCCUGUGACCUCCUCGCGGCCUCAGCUGUAGCACCAGCCAACAGCAGACCAUUGGCUGGGGCGGGCGCCUGCACCCCGCACUGCAGCCUGGGGCAGGCAGCCCAGGCGCCACAGGCCCUGCCCUUUGACUCGCCCCGGAGAAGGGACUGGCUGGGCAGGGCCUCCGCGCGCCCACUGCUUCAGCCUGCCCCCGGCAUGCUCACACCAGCAGCCUCCGGCGCUUGCCCGCAACCUGGACAGAGCCCUGGCCUGGGAGGAGGAGGAGGAGGGGCACGAUUCAGACUUCCCGGGCAGCCUGGCGGCCCCUGAAGAAACCACUUCCCGUCCCUGUCUCUUUCCGCCUUCCGUAUCUGUACCCCCACCCCACGUGGGGCGUCCAGCCAGUCUAGCAGCUUCUUGGGAACACUUACAGGCCACACUCUGCGCCCCACGGCGCAGCGCUGAGCCACCACCUCGCGGUGAGGGCAGCGGGGGUGGCGGCCAGGACCAAGGGGCGCACCGCCCCACCCCUCGGGCCUCUGGACACAUUCCCCUUCAACAAAGGAACACUGGAAGAAAAAUGGAAACCCCUCCAAUAAUUUAAAAAAGAAAAGGAAGAAACUACAAGAAGAAAACUACAAACCUCAAGAUUCAGCUCUCUUCCCGUCUCUGAGAGGCAGACUGGCGGGAACCCACCUUAUCCUGUGACGGGAAAACAAGGGUGCCGGGGGUGAGGGCUCCCACCUUCGUCCUGUCACCAGGUCCCUCCCCAAGAAGACGGUCUGAACUUUCGGGGGGAAGAGCCAGGGAGACCGUGGGGCCCGCCCGGGCCCUGGUCUGCCUCGGGGUACUGCGGGCGGCGGGAGCACUGCCCUGUGCCGGGUGCCGAGUGUCUGGUGUGACGUGCAGCCGGUGCACCCCGGCCCGAGGAUGCCGCCAGCCAGGGAGCGUGGUGGGCGGGGAGCCCUGAGGUGGGUGGUCCGCUGUGCCCAUGCAGGCCCAGAGGCGCUAACACUAACAGCGAGCCCCAAAGCCCCUGGGCGCGGGCCCAGUGCCUUCGGCCCAGCCUCUGCUCCUCCCGGCCCCUCCCAGGACUGGCCUCCUGGGCCCUGCAGAGCCCUCCCGGUGCCCAGCUCUGCCCCGACACGGCACCCGCAGGGGCCGCUGCCCGCGCUGCCUGCCCCCACUCUGGUGGCUGGGCGAGGCCUCCGCGAGGGGCCCGGGUGGGGGCAGGGGCCCACAGCCACCCGGCCUCUGGGUCUCUUUGCACUUUAAGAAGCGGCACCUGUGGCUGGCCCUGGCCGCCCCGGGCUGAGGGCAACUUCAGCGUGCCUGAGCGCGGUCACGUCCGAACGCCCCGCAGCCCCCAGCCCUGUGGCUGUGGGAGGCCGGGUAGGCUUCUGCCCACUGACUUCUCCUCUGGGUAAGCUGGACGUCCUCCUGCUUCUAGUUCUCAUGUGGCAGAAUAAGGUGCUUGGAAAAACUAAAUUAUCCUUGCUGGUUUUACCGCCUCUUAAAAAACACAAGUCAAAAAACAAACCCAAGGUACAUGAAUGUUCUCUGUGGUGUUCACUGAUGGGUUUUUCUCUGCUGCUGGCCCGGGCCUGGAGCCCGGCUGGCUCGGCGAGGCCCGGCCUGAGCUGUGGCUGAGGUGGGCAGACCCUGGGCCCUGGUGCCGCCCCCGAUCAUUGCUCAAGCCCCAGGCGGGUGAGGCAGUUGCUCCACUGAAUGAAUCUUGACCUUUUUCUGGCUGUGCUCACCCCUCCUGGGGAGCCUUUCAAGGCUUUGGGUGGGGUGGAAAACCCCAGGGGGUGGCCUGGGGCCACUGUCCCUUUGUGAACUAAAGCAGAAGUAGCCCUGUCUCCCCCGUUUCCUGGUAGCGCCCCGCCUCCCUCUCCCGCUGCUCUGCCCCCAGAGACCUGCCAGUUGGGUGACUUCUCUGGUUGUGUUGCCCUGGGCGGGGUGCAGGGACCUGGCGUCUGUGCUUGGCACCCUCACUCCUGGGCAGGUAGCAGGAAGCUGGACUAGGUGGGCCCACGGGACCCCUGCACCCCAGCGAGCUGCCCCGGCUCCCCAGGGUGCAGCAAGGCUGGUGCCGGGCCCUGAAGCAGCGGGUUGGCUUCUCCGAGGUUUCCUCUCCUGGCCGCCUCCAGCCUCCUCCCAGCUGACAGACUGGAGGCAGCGGCGCUUGUUGCUUCGCGCCUCACACCCCAUGGGCGCGUGGGGGGACGUGCUGACCUUCAAGGCACAGACCCCUCGGGUUCAUCUGGUUCGCUCAGCCCCGGGAAGUGCACCCCAGCUCAGGGUAGCUGGAGGGGCCGGCGGGGGUCUGCAUUCAGUGCCCCCACCGAGGGUGCCGUGGGCUGAGCCGCGCAGUGCUGGAUCGUCCUGUGACCUUGUCUUAGCCGCACAUCGGGUGUCACCCACAUUCACCCUCACGUGCUGUCAAGCCCCCCCACCUCUUGACACCCGCGGAGCCACGUGGAGAGCGCCAGCUCAGGUCCCAGCUCCUGCCUUCCGCUGAGCAGGGAUGCGCUGGGGUGCGCGAGCUUGUGGACCACCCGGAGAGCAGCGCCCGCCAGAGCCCCCUGCCGCGGCUUCCCCUGCGCGGCCCCCCCAUCAGGGCAGGAGGCUGGGGCGGCACCCCCGGCCGUGGCAUUCUAACCUCAACCCUGAAACUUGAAAACCAGCGCUUGGCAUUUUGAUCUCAGCCCUCUGCCCUCCCUGCUGGCUGGAAAGCGCGCCGCACCACUGGGUGCCCGGAGGAGGCCCGGGCAGCGGGAGGUGGGCUCGGCAGCUGCCCUGCCUGCUGAAGGAGGCCCCAGGGACCUGGUGCAGUGGCUGGGAGUCCCCUCCGUCACCCUAAGUGAAGGGGCGCGUGCCGGGCGCCCCACGCCUUGCUGGCUCCGCAGGUAGUGGGCAGCGGAGUCGCCUUCAGCCGUUGCCGCAGGUUCGGGCCACCCGAUGUGCUUGGGGCGCGGAUGGACAGUCACCCCGUCCCUGUAAUGGCCCGCGGGCUGCCUGGAAGCCCCGGGAGGGCCCUUCCCCGCCGUCACCUCCCCGGCAGGACCCCUGGGGCCUGCCUGGUCUGCGGGGGCGGCAGCCCCCAGCCACCGCCCUGCGCACAGAGCAGCGAUGUCAACUUCCAUGUAGUCGAGACAGGGCGUAAGUUAUUGUUUGCAUAAAAAGAAUCAUGUUCCCUGUGUACAUUUAAAAAAGGAAAUGUCUGAAUUGUAUGGGAAUAAAAUUGUUUGAAAAUUCGGAAUAGUGCUGCUGCCAGCUUAUUUUUCUGGUACUUGUAUUUUCACAUGUUAAAUGAUCUUUAUAUAUGUUGAAUUAACAAAUAUUUUGAGUUUCCUGAGAAAAACAAAAGCAUAUUAAUGGUAUUGAAAUGUGUUAGUAGUCUGGCCAUGUGCCCAAAAUUCUGUUUCGCAGCAAAGUGGAGAACUGUAUGUAAAGAAAGUAUAACAAUUAUUUCUUUGUAUCUUCGGGGCUUUAACCAGGACAUCCUCUAGCUGGUGUUAGGAAUGUUUGCUUCAUUUCCAGACUUUCUUUGUAAACAGUCCUGGGUUUGAGGCCCCGGCCUGAUUAGUGCAUGGCCAGCUCUCAGCCGAGGCUGAGGUGUCUGACUGACGUGUUUUUGUUUGGUUUUGUUUUUUAAAAUCAUGUAUUUGCUACAAAGUAUUGUACUUGUCUCAAUGGGAAUGGUGUAAAAAACUGAAAAGGCCUUAUGUGAUAUGUAUCAUAGUUAAUAAAUCAAUCUUGUAAAAAACCAAA